AUGUCUCUUCUCCAACUACCCACUCAAUUAACUUCUCUAACAGCAUCUGCCUCUAUCAAAAUGAACAACAACUUCUCCAACAACCCACCAAACUACGAUCUCAACAGCCUACCCACCCUCAACAACGGUAUGGACCACCCCCUCUACACAACCUUCAACUACUGCAUCGUCUUCUCCAACCUCCCCGACCAGCCCUGGCCAUCCUACAACCUCCUGCAACAAUGCCUCGACAAGGUCCGCGCGCGCGACGCAAAAAUCUACUCCUCCAUCGACGCGAUCCAGCGCUACGACGGCGCCAAAACGGGGGAUCUCAUUCUGUCGUUUACGGCCGCGGCGGCGACGGAUGGGGUCAUUUGGACGAGUGCCGAGGGGGCCAUUCUGCAUCAGAUGAGGUUUUGGGAUCGGGAUCGGAGGAUGGAAGGGUGGGCGCUAGUGGGGAGUUUGGGCUUGCGCGUUCUUUAA
Molecule: messenger RNA, 462 nt
Organism: Aspergillus novofumigatus IBT 16806
Lineage: Eukaryota; Fungi; Ascomycota; Eurotiomycetes; Eurotiales; Aspergillaceae
Exons: 2
Coding region: 1-462 (153 amino acids)
Source: RefSeq, a predicted model, not a curated record